AUGGCAGAUCUUUUAGCUGUGCCUAAGCAUCCAUAUGCUGCUAUGGAGAACUGGGGACUAAGUAUUUUUGUGGAGCAAAGAAUACUGCUGGAUCCCAGUGUUUCAUCUAUUUCUUAUUUGCUGGAUGUCACCAUGGUCAUUGUUCAUGAGAUAUGUCACCAGUGGUUUGGUGACCUUGUGACUCCUGUGUGGUGGGAAGAUGUGUGGCUGAAGGAAGGGUUUGCUCACUACUUUGAAUUUGUUGGUACAGACUACCUCUACCCUGGCUGGAACAUGGAAAAACAGAGGUUUCUGACAGAUGUUCUGCAUGAAGUGAUGCUACUUGACGGUCUGGCCAGUUCCCAUCCGGUAUCACAGGAAGUGCUACAGGCAACAGAUAUUGACAGGGUGUUUGACUGGAUUGCAUAUAAAAAGGGUGCUGCUUUAAUUAGAAUGCUGGCUAAUUUUAUGGGACAUUCAGUUUUUCAGAGGGGUCUGCAAGAUUAUUUAACCAUUCAUAAGUAUGGCAAUGCAGCCAGAAAUGAUCUCUGGAAUACAUUAUCGGAGGCUUUAAAAAGGAAUGGAAAAUAUGUAAAUAUACAAGAAGUAAUGGAUCAGUGGACACUCCAGAUGGGUUAUCCUGUUAUCACCAUCUUGGGAAAUACAACAGCAGAAAAUAGAAUAAUAAUUAACCAACAACAUUUUAUUUAUGACAUCAGUGCUAAAACUAAAGCAGUUGAACUUCAAAAUAGCAGUUACCUGUGGCAGAUUCCAUUAACUAUUAUGGUAGGAAAUAGAAGUCAUGUGUCUUCAGAAGCAAUUAUUUGGGUGUCUAACAAAUCAGAGCACCAUAGAAUAACUUAUUUGGACAAAGGAAGCUGGCUGCUGGGAAACAUCAAUCAAACUGGUUAUUUUAGAGUCAACUAUGACCUAAGGAACUGGAGAUUAUUAAUUGACCAGUUAAUAAGGAACCAUGAGGUUCUUUCUGUCAGUAACCGAGCAGGUUUGAUCGACGAUGCCUUCAGCCUAGCCAGGGCUGGCUAUUUGCCUCAGAAUAUCCCCCUGGAGAUUAUCAGAUACCUGUCUGAGGAAAAGGAUUUUCUUCCUUGGCAUGCUGCCAGCCGAGCUCUUUAUCCUCUAGAUAAAUUACUGGACCGCAUGGAAAACUACAAUGUCUUCAAUGAAUAUAUUUUAAAACAAGUUGCAACCACAUACAUCAAGCUUGGUUGGCCAAAAAAUAAUUUUAAUGGAUCUCUUGUUCAAGCAUCCUACCAACAUGAAGAACUUCGUAGAGAAGUUAUAAUGCUGGCAUGCAGUUUUGGCAACAAGCACUGUCACCAACAAGCAUCAACACUUAUUUCAGAUUGGAUUUCCAGCAACAGGAACAGAAUACCACUAAAUGUUAGAGACAUCGUGUACUGUACAGGAGUGUCACUACUGGAUGAGGAUGUCUGGGAAUUCAUAUGGAUGAAAUUCCACUCCACCACAGCAGUUUCUGAGAAGAAAAUAUUAUUAGAAGCCUUAACUUGCAGUGAUGACAGAAAUUUAUUAAACAGGCUUCUAAAUCUGUCACUGAAUUCUGAGGUGGUGCUGGAUCAAGAUGCGAUUGAUGUCAUAAUCCAUGUAGCUCGAAAUCCACAUGGCCGAGACCUUGCCUGGAAGUUUUUCAGAGAUAAAUGGAAAAUAUUAAAUACCAGGUAUGGUGAAGCAUUAUUUAUGAAUUCCAAACUUAUCAGUGGAGUUACAGAAUUUCUAAAUACUGAAGGUGAACUCAAAGAGCUAAAGAACUUCAUGAAGAGCUAUGAUGGAGUAGCUGCUGCUUCUUUCUCACGAGCUGUGGAAACUGUUGAAGCCAAUGUGCGCUGGAAAAUGCUUUACCAAGAUGAACUUUUCCAGUGGUUAGGAAAAGCUCUGAAACACUAAACGUGUCUCUUAUAAACAAUUCAACUUAGACUUUUGUGAGAAACCCUUAUAUGAAUUGAGGAAAAUAAGUUACAAGGAAAAUGGCCAGAUUUUUAGUAUUAACAUGUGGGGGGAAUUUUUUAAAACUUUUGUUUUUGUUUUUGUUUGGGGGAAUAUAUUUUGUUUGUUUCAUUCAUUCUGUUUUGUUUCUUUACUGGGUGUUCUCCUCUAAAAAUUUCUGGCAAGUGAAACUAGCCAUGAUUGAUUUGGCUGUACAUUCCUUGCUGUACAGGACCAAAUAUGAUCGUGAUGCAUGUUGAUGUUGCAGUCAGUUUGGAAAAAACAUAUUCAGAAUAUUCUGUGCAUGGAUGUAUGAUCCUGUGUUCCAGCAUGCUUUUUUAAAAUGUCCAAUGUUGUAUUUGAGUAUAUGUUACAUUCAGGAUGGGCAUUAUGCAAAAGCACAAAGAUUAUAUAUGACAAUCAGUGCUGAAAUGAAAGAAAAACUCAAAAAGGGAAUUAUAUUCUCAGUCUUGGGCGAUGCGAGAGGUAAAAUAGCCCUUUAAGUGAUCAGCAUCACUUAUUUCAGCACUUGGAUUGUCUGGCAAUGAUUGCUGUGUUGCUAACUCAUUUGCUUUGAGUUAAAGCUGUGUAUACAUUUAAAAGGCAUAUAGAUAGUGUAUGCAUACGUAUAUGUACAUAGGGCAGCCCUAUAUGUAUAUAAUAUGUUGUACACUGCACAUGUGUGAAGAAUCUCUUCAGAUCAAAGACAAUGUAUCUCUUUUUAUAAACUUAUGGACAGUUGGAAAAGGCUAAAAUAACUUAUCCUUUCUAUUUCUCAAUUGUUGAGGGUUUUUCAUCUACUUAUUGGGUAGUUUGUUCUACUACAUGAAUAUGAAUUUAAACAAAAUUAGGGUAUAAACUCGCCACUCUUCUAAUUCUUCUGUCAACCUCGUAUAUGGAUUCUGUCAUCAUUUUUAGUCAAACUUCCAUUUGCAUGAAACAAUUAUGUAAACUUAUAAUUAUUAGUGCUGAAAAAGUGUUUAUUUUUGAUCUUGUUUUCCCACCUUAUGUCGGGUAGUGGAGCAAGUUAAAAAUUAUCUGUGUUGGUGUUCCUGUCUGUGUUGCUUUUAUCUUCCAUUAAGCAACCAUACCUCAAAGUGGGUCUAUUAGCAUUUAAUGACCUUUUAUGCCAGUUGUGCCAUCCCUUAAGAUGAAAAGUUACUUUUCUUGUGUUAAUGUACAAAGCUUGUCUUUUGACACUGACAACUCUGUUCUACCUGGGAAUCACAGGUAGCCAUUUUCAUGGUUUUGUGUUAUGUAACACAAAUGUUUUUAAAAGGUAUUCUCACCCAGUAGGCCAGCUCUCCAAACAUUGUUCAGAUGCUUUUUAAAAAAUGUUUAUGUUUAUCGUUAUAAAAUACCAGUACAACUACUACACAUAAGCCAAAUGUUUGUGAGUUGCUUUCUAUUUUCCCAAAGUUUUUCACUCUUCUAGUCUUGCGAAUUAUUGAACAAAUAUAUUCUAACACUAAAAAAUGAUUCAUUUUAGAAACCAGAGCCAUGGAAUUAUUUUAAAUUAGUAGAAAAGAGGAGCAGUUUCCUAAUCUAGAGAGUAUUACCUAAAAUUUAAUUUUAUCAUUGAAGCAAUUAAUACCUAUUAUUCACACCUAAAUUUUUCAGCACUUCAUUUAAUUAAAGAACAUGAAUUUUCAAUAUUCUAUGUGGUGAUAAUAAGGCAUGACAAUACUUUGUAUAAAACCUAGAGGUUAUCCCACUUAUCAGAAAUGAUAAAAUCCAAUUACCACAUGUCACAUUUAUAAAAUUUUUAAUGGGUAAGUCCUGAAACAUAACAAUAAUAAAUAUCACACUGCUGUGCAGGUCCCAAAUAUGUACUAUAUCACCAUUGAAUUCAUGUGAUGGAGAAGAUAAAAAGUAGAGGUGGAUGUCUUGUUUUGUGUUAUGAAUUACUGAAAAUUCUUAGUAGUAGUGGUAUUUUUUUCUAGUGAAAUUACCAUUCUAGAUUUGAGUUAGAAGGGCUUUUACAGUUCUUUUUUCCUCCCCACUGUUAAUAAUUUUAAUCCUCUUUCAGUAUUUUAGUGGCCUUGAGCAACUGGUUUAGCUAUAAUAUCAAAUCCUAAGUGUAUAAUUAUGUGCGAUGUUCAAUACCUCAUAUAAUACUUGUUCAACAGUAUAGUAGUAUCAAUGGCAUUGAGAUGGCAUUUUUGUUCUGUAUGUUUUUCAAUGAUUUAUCAUUUCCAAUGGUGAAAUUAUAUCAGGCUUUAAUGUUUUUUUAGUUGUUUAAAUAAGUAAUAUUUUCAGAAUAAUAAACAAUGAUAUCUCUUGGAAUAUUCUGUAAAAUGUAGUUAUAAGAUUCUAUUUUCUACUUAGAGUUUUUAUCUUUUCUCUCUUCUUUGUCUGUUUUAUAAAUCAUAUAUAUGCAUGAAAUAGCAAAUUGUUGAACGUGUCCAACAUCAAGUCUUAAAAAUUUACUGUGCCAAUAUAUGUACAAAAAACUUGCUUUAAAUUAGAAUGGACUAAAUAUUCAUCACACUGGGUAUUAAAUAUCUCCAGAUAACUUGUAAAUAAAGAGAUGUUCCCAUUUUUACA
Carlito syrichta (Philippine tarsier) is the source of this 4488-nucleotide messenger RNA. RefSeq names its product thyrotropin releasing hormone degrading enzyme (gene TRHDE). Gene Ontology annotation, biological process: proteolysis; peptide catabolic process. The record is from RefSeq and is a predicted model, not a curated record. Gene Ontology annotation, molecular function: metalloaminopeptidase activity; peptide binding; zinc ion binding. Gene Ontology annotation, cellular component: cytoplasm. Bases 1 to 1902 code for a protein of 633 amino acids. The transcript has 17 exons. Lineage: Eukaryota; Metazoa; Chordata; Mammalia; Primates; Tarsiidae.